AUGAGCACAACUCCAACGAUUAGGGAUUUGGUCAUUCCAAAAACUUUCUCCAAUGUCAACGACGCUUCGAGCUCAGGUUUUUUCUCCUAUGUAGGGAAAUAAUACUUUUUUUAUGAAUAAAGGUUAGAAAAUGUUCUAUUUAUUGUCACGGUUUUACAAUUUUUUUAAACUGCAUUCACAAAAAAAUGCAUUCUUUUUACAUACCAUCUUGCCAAGUUCAAAACUUUAUGAGACGUUUGAAACAUUAAAAAAAACUACAAAAUCUUCGAGUUUUUAGAAAUUGCAAAAGCAAUAUAAAAUUUCAACUUAAUUUUUGUUAGAAUAGUUAUCAAGAUUUUUUUGUAUUAAUAUUAUUUUUCAAUUUCCUGCUGAAAAAAAUUCCGAAAAAAAUCACACAUUUUUUUCGAAGAAAACUUAAUUUUUAAGGAAAUUCUUAGAAAGCACAGUUUGAAAUUUGAAAAAAACAGAAAAACUUGACAACAAGUUCAAGGAAACUUCCAGCAACUGUUUUUAAUUAUCUAACCUUUUCAGGCGCUUUAACGGGUACACCUUCCCUUGAAAGUUCCAAAUAUGGGACAUGCAACUGUGUAGCCGAGGCCAUUCGACGGAUGAUAACUUUGCGAAAAAAUGGGACGGACGAAGGUACACACUUCACUUCAUUUAUAAAAGAAAAGUUGGUUUUUCUACAGAAAAUGGGUUUAUGUUGGUCAACAACAACGAGGUGAACUGGGCCAAGUUGUUUAUGGAGUUCAUUUUGGGAUCCGCGUAUUGCCAAUCAUCGAAAUGUCAAGGUUUGUGCUCAAUUUUGUUUUACUGAAGUUUCCUUUUUUCAGCCCAUUCCGACGACAUGAUCUGGUACGUACACCAGACGAAGCUUUCUGCAUCCUUUUAUCUUCAGGGGGUAUUUUUUGGUAUUUUUCCGUGAAUAAAACGUCGAGAUAUUCCAGCAAAACAGUUUGAUUCAAGUUUUUCGGCGCCACAGCAAGAAUCAGCCUGCUCCUUGUGACGAAAGUUACAAUUGGGAAGAAACUUUUUGUCUGAACUUCAUCAUGCAACAGGUUUCAGAUGCCCUUUUUUCCAAAUAAGAACAUUCUUUCAGCUUGAUUUUUUUGUCACGUGCGCUGUUUGCACAAAAACUGGACCGCAAAACCUUCAAAUUAUCCGAAAAAACCGUCAAAGAGUUGGUUUUCAGAUCGUUUUGAUUAUACGAAGGUUUCUCAGGUUUUCCCAUCACCAAGUAGGCGUCGCAUGGACAGCAAAGGUGAGAGCGAAGAAAUCACCUAUCCAAAGCUCUACUUCGCAAUCGACGGAUUUGAUGAGGUUUCCGAAAAAAUUUCAAAAAAGCACAUCAAAAAUUUUGAAUUUUUAUUCGCAUACGACCUGGUGUUCCUUUUUUCUUUGAAAGAAGGAAUUUUGAUUAUUAACUUUUUAGGUUUUCCAAGACGUCGUUGUCCGAGAUGGCGAAUGCGUCUGCGUUGAAUUGAUUGCCAGAGAUCGUCAAAGCACCCGAGAAGCUGUCAUUUUUCUCGGCUCCAUUAGAUACGAAAUCCUGAAGCAAGUUUAUGAUACUAAGGUUAGAGUAAAAUUUCAACGUCUUGAAAAUUUCAUUUUAUAGGCCUCUUCAACUUGGCACUGGGCUCAAAAACUGAUGAAGCAAGGCGACAGGCGACAAGAAUUCGUCCGUAUGCGAGGCCCACAGGGAAAGGUCUGUUCACUUUUUAUAACAAAAAAUGCAGAAAAACUCGAAAAUUCAACGUUUCUCCCGUCGAAGGUUUAUUGGACUACAACUAAUCAUUUCCGCCAAAUAUAAAGCUACAUGUAAAAUAUUUAUCUAUUAGGAGGUUCAGGGAUACGCGGAGAUGGCGGUUGCAAGAGUGGCGAAUUGUGGCUACGAAACGCCGUUGAGUGAAAAUGCCAUGGAUUUCUCUGAUCUUCCAGGGGUUUUUAUUAUCUUUUUUUAUGAAGAAAUUGAAUUAAUAUUUUUUUCUGAUGAAAUUCCAAACAUUUUUUUCCGUUGGAAAUGGAAAAAAAGUGAUAAAAUUGAAAAACAUGUGAUCCGUCCAUGCUGAUGUGGAAAAUAUUCGAGAACAUUUCCUACAUUAUCGACAAAAUGAAGGGUCUUGAGCUAGCAAUUGAUAUAGUGAAGUUUCUUUUUUUUAAUUCUAUGAGAUGCUCUGAAAACGAGAAAGCAAAAAAAAAAAGAAUUUUUGUUUAGUCAAUAAAAAAUAAAUAUCCAGUAGAAAAAAAAUUCAGGUUGAGCAGAAUAUGGGUAAAAGAAGGAUGUCGGAAACAAAUUUGGCUGGGAACAAGAUGUUUGCUCCGCGUCCAUCCGUAACGACUCCUUCGCAUUCCGGAAGGGGUCGACGUUGGCAAAGUGAAGCCGAUACCGUCAACCAGUACCCCGAAGUCGAAGGGACUAAUAUCGAUGAUGGUAAGUUUCUUUUUAUCAAAAAAAAAAAUAGAACAAUGGGUUUGAACCUAGUUCAGUAUUAACGUGUUCAUCUGAGAAACGGAACAUGUUUCAGAAAGCCUGACUGAAAGCUGCAAUAACUUGUUAAACAACUAAUAGUGUCUUUUGAAAAUCAGAAGGUUUGCAAGCAAAUCUUAAUAUCAUGUCAAUUUAUUAUUUUUUCUUCAUCGAUCGAUUAGUUGAACGGCGUCGAACCCACUGUGAAUCUGAAAAGUUCCAGUUCAAACAUUUUUUUAUUUCAAUGCAUUCACAUUUUCAGAGCUCGAAGAAGGAGCGAUGAAUAAACUGUGGUCAAUGCGCGGCUUCGGUCAGGCCUGGCACUGGCUCCGGGAGAAGAAAAGAGCCGAGUGCACGCCUCUGAACGCUCUUCUCACCUACGUCACGCUUCCUUGGAACAACAUCUUGAAUGGUAAGGAACUCAGUAACUUCCGUUUUUUUAUUUAAAAAAAGUGAGAGAGGAUCUGUGGUGUCCUUGUGAAUAAGAUCUUUGAAUGAUUAAAAAAAAUUGGAAAAAAAUGUGAAUUAUCAACUCUAGUAGCAGAUGUGUUUAAAAAGUUCAUACUAUCGAGCUCUGAAUGGAUCAUUUUUCUUCAAAACGGCAGUUAACAAAUUUUUCAAUGUUUUUUUUUCAAAUUUACGUCUUACGUCUCUUAAAACCACGGCGAGCAUUUCAAAUUAAACGCCCACAACAUUCCAAAAAUACUACUUCUGGUUUUCAGAUUUGCUAUCUGAUCAUCGAAAGCGGCCAAUUUUUAACCUACGAGUUUGA
Caenorhabditis auriculariae is the source of this 3239-nucleotide messenger RNA. The record is from the annotation of a GenBank genome assembly. NCBI's taxonomy places the organism in Eukaryota, Metazoa, Nematoda, Chromadorea, Rhabditida, Rhabditidae.